Molecule: messenger RNA, 510 nt
Organism: Parnassius mnemosyne (clouded apollo)
Lineage: Eukaryota; Metazoa; Arthropoda; Insecta; Lepidoptera; Papilionidae
Source: the annotation of a GenBank genome assembly
AUGGUAGACGAAAGCACUAAAAAAACUCUCAGCAGCAUACCGUUGUUACAGACUAAGGCAGGUCCGAGAGAUAAGGAGUUAUGGGUGAAUCGAUUGAAGGAAGAAUAUCAGGCUUUAAUUAAGUAUGUACAAAACAACAAAGCAGCUGACAAUGAUUGGUUCAGGUUGGAAUCUGAUAAGACGGGGACUAGAUGGUUUGGCAAGUGCUGGUAUGUCCAUAACCUGCUAAAGUAUGAGUUUGAUUUAGAAUUUGAUAUUCCUGUGACAUACCCAACCACUGCACCUGAGAUAGCACUUCCUGGUCUUGAUGGAAAGACAGCAAAAAUGUAUAGAGGUGGCAAAAUUUGUCUGACAGAUCAUUUUAAGCCCCUAUGGGCGAGAAAUGUUCCAAAAUUUGGUAUUGCUCAUGCUAUGGCCCUUGGGCUAGGACCUUGGCUUGCUGUUGAAAUUCCAGACCUUAUUGAAAAGGGUGUUAUCACUUAUCAAGAGAAAACUGAGGAAGCAAAAUGA